GAUUUUCUGUUUAUACUACAACGUGCGUCAGGCUGACGGCAUUUCUUAAAACAGAGUUGUGAAAUAUGACAAACUUGAACAGUUAGACAUUAAUAGCUAUUUUUGUCUAAACAAUGGGUAAAAAGCGCAGCAGCGAAGUCUCGGCGGAGACAGGAGUUCCGGUGAAAAAAGAAAAAGCUCCGGAGUUCAAUGGAACUGAAUUUAAAGCCAUGCUGAAAGGUCCCACCACAGCCAUGAAGGGACUGGAGAAAUUCAUAUCGGUUGCGAAGAAGCUGCCACGCUCUGACCUGUAUGAUGUGGUUGAGGGUUAUGUUAAAAUCUCAGUGGAGUGUGCAGAAAUAUUAAAACUGCUAGAAGGAGCAAAGCACACAGAGAACGAAAUGAUGCUGAUUUUUGAGAGCUUGCAAAUAAUACUUCUAAGGACAGCCAGUGACCUCUCCCACUUCAGUAUGGUUGGCAAUACAAUAGUGAAAAAGAUAUCUUCUAACUACAUGAAGCUUUUGCAAGGGUCUUUCAAUUCAGCAAAUCACAGGUUUGUCCAGCAGUGCCUCAGUCUGCUAUCUGCCAUGGUGUCUCAGGGUGCAGAAGCUGCGAGAGAGGUCUUCAGUCAGCUAAACAUUAAAGCUCUGUCUGGGCUGGCAAAAAGAAAGGAUAAAAGGGGUAAACCUGAUGUCCGCCUGGCUUUUAUUCAGUUUGUGCUGUCCUUUUUGGUCUCUGGUUCUGGUGCAACUAUUGGACAAAUAUUAGAGGUUAAAGAGCUGCUGCCACACAUCUUGAAUACGGGUGUGAAGGAGGACAGGAUUUCCACAGUCAAUCUGAUUUUGUCCACAUUAAAGACUAGAAUCGUGCUUAACAAAGCCAUUAGUAAAACCCAGAAAGUCCGCUUUUUCACUGCUGCUGUAUUGGCCAACAUUGCAUCUCUGUACAAGUGGAAUGGGAUUGUAGAUGCACGCAUUGAUGAUAAGAUAACAGAGGAGUUUUCAGAUUCUGCUGGAUUAUCAGUCGUCCGGGAACUUGUUCACAGCUUUCUUCUUGACCUGUGUUGCUCCCGGAAGCAUGGAAUCAGCUUUCAUGAUGCCAGCUUUGGUACAGCUAGCAGAGCUGGGAAUCUUGUGUUGCUUCAGUUCUUGGUUGGGCUGAAACAAGCGAAUGAGGAUGAGUUGGUGGCAGACCUGCUGGUGAAUGUACUAAAAGCCAGCCCUGACAUUUUGUCCAGAUACUUCAAGGAAACUCAGUAUUCUUAUACCCCACGCCUCAGAAGUGCCUGGCAAGACAAUGUCAAGUUACUUAAAAAGAUCUACGAGGCUCAGCCAGAGAUUUCCACAAUCUUUCAGACUCGUGAAGUGAUCCCUUUGUCUCGUCUGCUCAACAUGAUUAUGGUGACAUCUCUACCCCCAGUCUGUAACAAGACUUUCUUCACACAGGGCCUCAGUCUUUCCAACCCUGCAGUCCAGCUUACAACUGUAUCCAUGAUGAAUUUCAUCUUGAAACGAGCCAAAAAGAAUAUGGAAUAUCUUUUGGACAAGACUGUGUGGUACAAGUCAGAUGUAUACACUGUUGACAUGAUGGAGGAAUUGGUACAGCAAUACAGGGAGUCACUCAGCAAGAUUUUGCCCGACAUGACAGGCAUAGUUUCAAGAUGGCAGUCACUCAGCAAGAAGGAGAAAGUUGAUGGUGAUGAUAACGAGGCUAAAAGUGGGGGCAAUGCUGAACUGACAGAUGAUAAAAAUCAGCUGUCUGUUACUGAGACAGCUGAGGUCAUUCUGCUGAAGGCUUUGAUUCUUCAGGUCAUGUGUCUUUACCAGAAAGUGGUGCCACAUCUGGUUGUUCAGUGCAAGUUUGACUUCAGCAAACUCCUGAAAGGGAUUGUGUCAGAGAAAGGAAUAAGAGAUGAAGUUCCUCCAGUGCUGCAGUAUCAGAUACUGCAGUUGGCGUUGGAUCUACCCGCAAAAAAAUUUUCUUGGUUCCGCAUACAGGAUGCUGCAGACACAGAAUCAUCAUCCAGAGAGAAGUCAGUACUUCACCUGCUUCUCAAGAUGUUUGUUAACAGCUGCAACAGCAGCCACCUGAAAUCCUCAACACAGAAGCUGGUUGUAAAGGUGCUUAAGGACACUGGGGUAUUUGAGCACAAUUUGACUGAACUUGAGAUCUGGCUUUACCAGCUCAGCAAGCUAGAACCAAACCAACAAGACUCUGUUAUCCAGUUCUUGGAAAGGGUGUUGGUUAAAUUGGUUUGCAGUUCCUACGAAUACACAGAUAAAGUUGCCAGCCUCGUCCAGGAGGCAGCUAAUCUGCAAACCAAUCUGAGUAGCCAGGAGGGCGACGCAACCAGCAUCCCAGUUUCACACAUUGAUGAUGUCUUGGACAUGCUGGAUGUCAUCAUGGAGGGUAAUGAUGGUGAGAUGGAGGAGUUUGGGCCAUCUCUGAGUGAAGACCUCAUUACCCAAACAUUUCCCUUCAGUGCUUUGGUUCCUGCUGCUCUGGAGGCUCGAAACAAACUGUCCGCAGACAAAGGGGUGGUAUGUGAAUACUUGUCUGCAGUGUUCUCAGAUGUGCUGCACUGUCAGAGAGAGCCGUUCCCGCUCUGUGUGGCUCUGCAGCAGUACGAUAAAGAGCUUGUAUCCUCUGGACUCCCGGCUUGUAAUCAUCCAUCUAUUAUGCGCUUUCAUCAUUAUUACUCCAGAUGGCUACCACAGCAGUGCCGUGAGGAACUGUUCAAGUCUUCUGAACACCCUUCAGGUGGGUUGUCACCCCCUACUUCAUUCUCUGCACUAAUGCAAGCUGCUUAUGUCCAAGAGCCAAGCUCUUUACUUAAGGACAGCUUCAAGAAAAAUGCAAAAGAAGCUCUAGCUUCCACAGCACUGGACGAAUUUCCAGUUGCAAUCAAGCAGAUUUUACUUUACAUCAAAUCAACAGUGGAAAACUUCAGCACGUUUUCCAAAGAUGUUGGAGCUGCUCUUCUGGAGACCUUAAUGGAAAUGCUCCAAGAUAUAGUGACUAAAGUGCUAGGCUUUGAUGAGACUAAAAACUCUGAGCCAGAACCAGAACAAGCUCAAGAAGAAUCUGAUCUCUUUUCGGACCUCAACCAGUCACAGACAGUGGAAACCAAAAGGGAGCAGAUCCUCGUUUCAGCUUUAGCCUCCAUCUUCAGGCAUCCAUGUUUAGAGCAGUGGUUUCUGGCUCUGGAGCUAUCUGCAUUACCUCCUCACUCUCUGAACCCUGUUCGACUAAAACAUCUGUGUGCUCAGCUGACUGAAAACAUUGUGACCCUAUUGAAGAUCAGUGCUCCCACUCUUUGUGAACUGGGUCACCUGGAGCUUCUCUGUAGCUACAUGGGGUCCCUAGAAAGAGCUGCUCUUAAGGAAUUAAUGGAAAGGGGUUCUCAACCUCCAAAGACACAUUCCAGAACUUUUCAGGCACUCUUGUCUUUGCACAAUUACAUGGAUUCCAGUAGUCUGAGAUUAGUGCUUUCCAGGUUGCUAGUUCUUCCACAUGAAAGUCUCAUCUGUCCCAGCAGCACAGGGAAGCAGUCUGAGCUCAGCAGUUAUGGCCAUGUAGUCCUGCAAAUUCUCACACAGUGUAAAACUACAUCUUACCAGAACCAUGGCACAUUUUUGACACAAUCACACCUCCACGGCCUGGGCACCCUUGUCCUGUCCUGCUCCAGCCCUGAGCUAGAGGCUUUCCUGCUCCAGACCCUGGCCAGUGAGCCAGGCUCUGCCAAACUUAUCCAGACUGAUGUGCUGUUGCACUGCCUACAAAAACCUCUCCCAGAUGCUCUGGCGGUCAGCUCUUUGCUGCUGCAGAACUGCUCCUCUCACCGUCUCUGCUUUGAGAUGUGGUGCCUAGAGCCUGCGAACAUGGACAAGCUAUUAAAAGAGUCAGAAGCCUUCCUCCCGCUGAUUAAUACGUAUUUACAGGAAGCAACUAAAGAGGAUCCAGCCCGACCCAAAGAUGUUCAAAAAAACGUAUUAAAAGUCUUGAUGGACGCACUGCUUGGCAAAUUAUCCGUGUGUAUUUUGGGAAACCUGAGAACGGACUCUGGAGCCCUGCUGGUAGAGACUGUUUCAAAGCUGCUAAAGCUCUCUGCAGACAUCAUAGACAUCUGGGAUUUUAUCAACAAUCUUCCCAAUGCUCUUCAAAAUGUGGACAGUUUUGAAAGAUGGCAACUGGUAGAUGUUAUUAAAGAGAAACUUGCUGACUACCCAGAGGAACAAGAAGUAUGGAGGAGGUCUGUCACUGGUGCAGCCCUGAAGUGUCUCAUAGCCUCAUACUGUCAAUCAAAAGACCAGACUGCUUCCCCAUCAGACCAGGAGCACAGCAUGUUAAAAAGACUGCAGCAACUCCUUACAUCAGCUGAAGAAGUGAACGCAACUGAGUGGAACAGUUUUGUCAAAAAUGGACUAAAGUAUCGUUAUCAAGAUCACCAUUUCCUGCACACACUGAGCAGCCUGGUGGAGCUGGUAUAUGGGAGUAAAGAAGUACAGAAGGAUCUGAUACCUUUAUCCACACUACACAUGAUGGUCACCAGCCAUUCUCAGUUCCUGCCCUCCAUGCUGGACUCCAAUGAUGAGCCCAGCAGGGGUCGAACCAAAGAGGCGCUAGUAUCACUUCUUUUUUGUCUGGUGAAAAAGUGCCCAGCAGUUUGUAAUGUCAAUCAUUUUGUCGUGCUUUUGGGAGCAUAUGGAGCUACACUAUCAACAUCAGAUCAGAAACUGCUACUGCUUCUCCAGGAAUAUGAACGAAACCAAGUCAGUCUGCUUAAAUAUCAGUCGUUUAUGUGGGGCCCUGCUGCUGUGGAGCAUCACAAGACCAGGAAAAGCCUGGGUGCAUCUCUCUGGAAGCAGACGAGCUCAGACGACGUGUUGGCUCUGCUUAACGUAGACAGGAUGCUCCAAACUGUUUCCAAGUUUCCACAGCAACGCUGCAUCAUCCCGCAGGAUAGACAGGAGCUGCUGUACAGUAACAAUGCAGUGAAGGACCUUGGGAAUUUGUAUGAUCCCUGCUUUCUUUUGCCUUUAUUCAGCGUCAUACUGAAGCCAGAGUGUGUUAUUGACUGCCACAAGUUUGUAUCCAGCCACGCUCUUGGAGUAACUGUAACGGCUCUAAGUAGCUACGACCCAAAAUUGAGGGCGGCAGCGUACCACGUCCUUACCUGUUUUUACCAACACCUGGAGGCUGCUCGGUUCAGAGAGAAAAGACAGCUGCUAUACUUGAUGGACAUGGUCAAGAAUGGAAUUCCACAGCAGAAUCAAAGACUACCGUUUGUUAUGACCACUUACAUCUCUAAAGUAGCCCAGCAAAUGCUUAAACCUGAGGACCACAUGUACGUGGUGUUGAACAGGUUUCUGUUAUCCCACCAGAGUUUGGACUUCAGAAGAGUCCCUGAAUUCUUCAAGCUAUUUUUUAGCUUUGACUUGGAGCACAAAGUGGAACGUGAGUGGAUCCUGGAUGUGCUUGAGGAAGGGAUAAGUGAUGGACACUGUUACGAACUGUGCAACCAGCAACGCAUCUUUCAGAUCCUUUUAGGCUUCAGUAGCAGCCCACUGUGUGAUGAACACUUCGAGGCACAAAUCAUCAGGGUGUUGUGCCACGCUGCCCGUGUGACAAAAGCGACUUGUAGGCUCACGAAGAGCUGUGGGCUCCUGAGUUGGCUAAUACAAGUAGUUGAAAAAAAGAAACUAAACCAGCAGCUGCUCUGUGCCAUCAUUGAGCUCCUCCACAUGCUGUGGUUUACUAUCCUUGCGCAGAAAGAGAAGAAGUUUGAUGAAGCUAACAUGUCAUCUACUGAGGAGAAGCCUCGGGGCUUAGUGAAAUGUCUCCCACUCCCACUCAUUAAUGAAUUCCUGUGUGUGACAUCAGCUAUUAGCAGACACCUCAGGUUGGGUGUGAAGGCCACUCAGCUCAGCUUGUUUGUGCAAACUCUUUGCUCUGUACUGAUGCAUCGUGGGACAGCUGUCAAUGUAAACAAACAAGCUGACCGACUCACCCUCCAUCAGCAGCCCCUCUCCUGCACUGAAACCCUCACUCCGCUUCGCUGCUGGGCCUCCUUGUCCAGCAGCACUGCCCUCAUUACCCAAAUACAAGCUUUGUCUGAAAAGCACAAAGUGAGGGAAUUAAUGGGGACGGGGAAGGAUAAGGUCAGAGCUAAGAGCUACAUUUCCUACACCCGCAUUCGAGAAGAGAACCUGGCAAAGGACAACGAGACAGAGAGAGAAGAAGAAAGUCUCCUGGCAGAGUGUAAAUCUUACCUCGGCAGGAUCUUUGCUCACUGGGAACCUGCGUUUCACCUCUCAGAACCCCAGUCAGCUCUGCCAAGAGACAAACUGGAUUCCAGUCAGUUGGCCAGUGAUACUGCACACCUGCUUACAAAGUGGUCCCUGAGGUGGCUGGUGGAGGAUUUGUAUGAUGAAAAUAGGGUAAAAGAGUUUUUGCAGUGGUUUGAAAAAGCAGUGAUAAAACACAAGGAAAUCGUAAAUGCUGUGAUGCUCGACCUUGCCUUGAAAGCAGACCUCCUUCGGCUCUACCAUCACACCUGCGAAGCUCAGUGUCACUCCAGCAUUUCAGCAAGAACAGAAAGCAUCCAGCUUUUUACCAACAUAAUGAUCCACUUGCUGGAGACACAAGGCCACCUUCCAGAACUUCAUGGGGUUGUGGUCUCUGCCUGCAUGUCGGACACCACUCAUGAUCCAUCUAGACAAGAAGCAGGACUGUCUCUGUUGUCACUGUACAUCCAUGAGUUGUGGAGCGGAGCAGCAUCACCACAACUGUUCCUGUCUCAUGUCACUUUGGUGAUUAGAGCCAAGCACAAAAGAAAGAAAACCUCCAAAUCACUGAAGAAUCAAACAGCCGUUGAAGUCAUCUGUAACAAAAUCAUCACAAUGAAGAGUUAAAAUGGAUGAUGGAUACAAUAUCAGACCUCACAUACUCUUUUUUUACUUUUGUUUUUUACUUAGUUUAAAGCAAUUUAACACCAUGUAUGUAAAAAAAAAUCCUGUUAAUUACAAGCCUGUUUGUUAAAGUGCACAUGUGAGCCCUGUAAAACCAAAAAUGGGAUUCUCUGGUUAAAUAAAAAGAACGGGGAAAAUGUACAGCUGUGUUUUCAAUGAGUCACAAUAAUAAGCUCAUUCUGGGGGUUUGAUGCUCUCACACACUACAGUUUAAAGCACAAGUUAAUGGUAUCAUUACCAUUAAACAAAUGUUACAUAACCAUGCACUUUGUAGGUGAAAUGGUAGGGAAGAUUAAUCAUUUGCUAAAACUAUUUUUUAACCAACCUAGAAAUCUUACUUAAAACAUUGUUUCCCUCAUUACAUUUAAUUUUUAAUUUUUGUCAUCUUAG
Melanotaenia boesemani (Boeseman's rainbowfish) is the source of this 7340-nucleotide messenger RNA. RefSeq names its product URB1 ribosome biogenesis homolog (gene urb1). The transcript is spliced from 39 exons. The coding region runs from base 114 to 6893 and encodes 2259 amino acids. Gene Ontology annotation, biological process: maturation of LSU-rRNA from tricistronic rRNA transcript (SSU-rRNA, 5.8S rRNA, LSU-rRNA); maturation of 5.8S rRNA from tricistronic rRNA transcript (SSU-rRNA, 5.8S rRNA, LSU-rRNA). NCBI's taxonomy places the organism in Eukaryota, Metazoa, Chordata, Actinopteri, Atheriniformes, Melanotaeniidae. Gene Ontology annotation, cellular component: nucleolus. The record is from RefSeq and is a predicted model, not a curated record.